This is a messenger RNA of Prorocentrum cordatum, 342 nucleotides long. NCBI's taxonomy places the organism in Eukaryota, Dinophyceae, Prorocentrales, Prorocentraceae. The record is from the annotation of a GenBank genome assembly.
AUGCUGGGGCGCCUCGCGGAUGUCAAGUUGGGCGACACGGGGGCAAGACAGUUCAUGGGGCAGCCGCUUCACUCGAGCGCAGGCGCUUACAGAGGCAGCGUCGCGGCUGCAAACACGGAGUCGCUAAUUUGCAGCAUACGAGCCCGGGCUCUCAGCGCAACCGACUUGGCCGGCGCGGGCCGCCUUCCGCCGCCGCAGCCGCCCUGCCGGCAGUCGGAGCACCUGAGGUGGGCGAAGCAGGUCCGCGAGCAGCAAGGCGCUUCCUCCGGGGGGCCGCAGCCUCCCCCGCGCGUGCCAGCGCCGCGCGCCCUGCCGGCCGGGGGGCAGAUCCUCCUCCGCUGA